AUGGAUCUCGCAGUGACUCUGAUCAGAUCGGUGAUGCGGGCCUUUUAUCCUACACGCGAUAUUCUGGUGAUGGAUGCUCUCAUUCUCCAUGACGCUCUCCGAGACGACGACUUGGCUUAUUUGAUGGCUAUAAACACGAAAGACUUGCACAAAAUAUGCGGUAAAUUACGAGAAGACGGCUUCUUGACUGUUCAUACUAGAUUGGAGCAACGUGAGGGUAACUCUCGUUCCAGCAAUCGAACUUGGUACUAUAUCAAUUAUCGUCAUACCAUUGACGCAAUCAAGUGGCGACUAUACACCAUUAUCAAUGAACCGCAGGGCUCCCCGAUACAUGCCAAUGAGAAGAAGGAAUACUAUUGUAAUUUUUGUAAAGCUAGAUGGACGACCAUGGAGAUCUUGGAUAGUGUUGGAGCAAGUGGCUUCCUCUGCCACCGAUGUAAUCACACGCUUAUAUGUGAGGCUGAUCGCACUUCAACUGGACACGAGCAGUCAACCCGACUCAAUGACCAAUUUCAGUUUAUUAGCGAACUUCUUCCGAAAAUUGAUUCUUUACAUAUACCUGAAUAUGACUUUAAUACGGCACUAUCGAAGGCUCGUCCAGUUAUUCGCGAUGCUACUCACCAGCGUGCCGCAAUAAUCCCUAUCGACGGUGACCUAAACCGGCCGAUGGCUGUGAAGGGGCUCACCAAUACUGGUCCAAAGACUAUUACCGUGAACGUAUCAACGUCUGAUGACACGUCGGUGGCAGAACGAGAAGCCAAGAAGGCUCGCAUUACCCACCAAAAUGCCCUCCCUUCGUGGAUGUCCUACAGCACUGUGACAGGUGAAUCGUUUUCCGGCACAAGUGGUGCUGGAAUAAGCGCUGCAAAUCAAGGCAAAGUCAACAAGGCCGCAAUGCCCAACACACUUGCGGAUAUGAGCACUUCUGUCGAGAUUGAUGAUUACUUCGAAAAACUCAAAGCAGAACAAGCUGCCAUAAUGGCACAACGCUCGAUGCAGAACGACGAGGAUAAAGACUGUGUAUUAGAUGAGCAAGGCGAUAAUGAUGAUUCUGAAGAUGUACAGGCGAUAGGAAAGAACUCCAACGUAGAUGUAUCUGGGAAUAUAGUACCAAACGCAAAAGAACUUGGCGGGAUGUCUUGGGAUGACAGCUUUGACGAGAGGGCUUCGAGGAGACUUAAAAAGGCCAAGCCAGAUAUCAGAGGAGCGAAAUCCACCUCACGCGAAGGUUCAUAUGACGAUGAUGAGAUAGAAUUCGAAGACAUCUGA
Metarhizium robertsii ARSEF 23 is the source of this 1269-nucleotide messenger RNA. Its product is annotated as Transcription factor TFIIE, alpha subunit. The record is from RefSeq and is a predicted model, not a curated record. Lineage: Eukaryota; Fungi; Ascomycota; Sordariomycetes; Hypocreales; Clavicipitaceae. The transcript has a single exon. Gene Ontology annotation, biological process: transcription initiation at RNA polymerase II promoter; transcription open complex formation at RNA polymerase II promoter. Bases 1 to 1269 code for a protein of 422 amino acids. Gene Ontology annotation, cellular component: transcription factor TFIIE complex.